Messenger RNA from Pocillopora meandrina, 6336 nucleotides. Lineage: Eukaryota; Metazoa; Cnidaria; Anthozoa; Scleractinia; Pocilloporidae. The record is from the annotation of a GenBank genome assembly.
AUCAAGACUAUAGUCUCUCAGUUGUGAGCGAUUCUUCCAUUCACUCAAACUCAAGCCAUGAAGAUCUUUAUUUUGCUGAGCCUUUCUGUCACUCUCACUUUGGUGAGUUUUCAAAAGUUGAAACAUUUCAUUUCGACGGGUUUAAUAGUCUAUCCUUCCUCUUCAGUAGAAUGAAGAGAACUAUUAAUUCAUAUUUCCAACCAAAUCACGCGUUUUGCGAACUUUAUUUGGAGAGCCAAUUAAGAUGCAUUUGUUUCUUUCAGGGAUGUUCAAAUCUUCCUGAACUUGCAGCUUGCAACAGAGAGGUGAGCCGAAAUUUUAUCUUUCAGGGCGUUGAUUGAUAUUUAUGGUAAUGAUACUGAUAGUAACUUCGUAUGACUGCGAAAAUUUUAAUUGAGUUAUCAAAAGUGUUCGGGAGUCCUUGCUUCUGUUUAAAGUUUGCUCGGUGAUUAGUCCAGAAAACUCCCGUUUCAGUCUUAAGAACUGAAUUAGACUCAAAGCUUAAAAGUGAUGCGAUGGGGCUCUUCCUUUCAAAUUUUCGUGAAGCAGGGCCCGUCCCACCGCCACCUAAGCUUCUGCCUCAAGGUUGAUACAGUAUUUUUGUCCAAGAGGCUGUUAGUGCGGGCGUGUCUGUUCAUAUCGCAUUAGUUACACUCACGUCACGUGAUUCUUCUACCAGGAGGGAGACUGCAGCUGUCAAACCGGCUUGUCCUGUGUUCUGACCAAAAAGUUGAUCUACCAAGGACAAAUGACAGACGUCAAACAGUGCAUGCCAGAGGGGAUGGAGAUUGAAGUGGAAACAGUCGAUCUUGACGAGGAAGGUGCCGUUGCUCCCAUGAAGAAGAAACGCUUUUUGUUUAAUGGACUCCUUAAGGUAGGACGGAUUGGAUUGAAUUAACUAUAUUAAAUAUAGAGUCAUACUUCGCAAUUGAGUCUUUUCCUCUUAAGAUUGUAAAACGGCUUUAAAAAAAAACUAGGGAAGGCCAGGAAUUACACUGAACGAGCGUUAAGCACGUGAAAAACACAUGAAAAUCACACGGAAAGCACGUACAAAGCACGUGUACGAGUCGCAAGUAGUUAUAGUUUCAGUUGUGUCUAAUUGCUCUAUAAGAUUAAGGAAUGUUAAAUCCGUUAAAUUCACUUAAUGAUAAAGAUAUAGUUCGUUCUUGUCUUAAACUUCGAGUUCAAUGAAUGUUACUAUUGUUUUGUAAAAACAGAGAUGCACAACUCAAACUGACUGCGGAGAAGACCAGUGUUGUUUGUUCAACAAAAGGUGCGCUCCAAAACUUCGGAAGUACUUCACAUGUUAUUUAACGGUUAGUAUAAAAAUGAUGGUUGGCAUUAUUUCGUAUAGACCAAGCAUAGUAUGAGCAAAAACAUGGGUGAUAUGAGUUACAAUCUCGUUAAGACUAUUUUUAUCUUUGUUAUUAUUUUCAGAGUCCGUCUUUAUCAUGAUUUUUUAUGUAAAUAAUUUAUAAAUAAUAACAUGAUUUCGAAUGCAAUUUGGUGUAAAGAAGCACUUAUAAAUUGUUCAAAGAUUACUCAUUCCACUAGCCUCACAGGUUCGUGCAAUUUUAUUGUCUUUGAAAAACCUUUGCUCGUGCUUAUUAACACCAAAUUGCACUCGAAAUCGUUUUAUUACCAAUACUAAUCAUUUUAUCAUUUUCAUUAUCGUUUUUAUUACCAUUUUUUAUCAUAAUAAUCAUAACUAUUAUCUUUAUCUUAUUUAUUUUUCCAGCACCUUCACAAGUGCGGUUGCCUUGAUGGCCUGGUUUGUACCGAAACAGCCUCCUUCACCAUUCCUCUGACUGGGAUCAGGGUUGCCCUGAGGCAGUGCAUGUAACUCGUACCAGCCUCUUGAUCCAGACAAAGUAAUCAUCAGAUGGGAAGACAAAACUAAACAUGUAACGCUUAGAAGCAUUUAACUGAAUGAAAUAAAGAAAGUCUUCAAAAUGACUUGGAAAACUAUUUGCUGAAGUCCGAUUAACAAAGACUCUUUUACUUAGAACACUUUAUUGACCUGCAGCCUAAGAUCAGAACUCGAUCGAUCUUUUUUUUCGUUUAGCAAACUAAAGGCGAAAAUAGUAAAUUUGUAUAGGCUACCAGUCAUAUAGUUCUGCGAACUUUUUAACUAAUUCUCUCCAAAAACAAUUAAAGCCAAAAUCGUAUAUUUUAGAAUGCAACUUAUGACAUCAUAGCUCGUUACCAUGACAGCAUAUUCGAACCAAACUCGGGCAGGAAAAUGAGGAACAGGUGUUGAUAUCAAAGCAAACUGGGAAGUAAAGUUUGCUGCAUAAACGAAAGAAAUAGAGGAGCAGAUGUGUAACAGAAAAGCACACUCACUAGAUAUUUUGAUUUUUAAUCAGGCAGGGGUUCCAACUAGGAUUAAAAAAAACACGAGAAAGCUUUUCAUGGAAAAUUACAUCUCAAAUAAUGUACAUGAAAAAAUUACUCGAUACGAACCAUAGCACCCACCAUAUUUCAACCAUUUCUUAUCGCUUAAAAGGUAAACUUUGAUUGAUGAAAUAACACACACUGUUAACUUUUUCACACCCAUGAGUAACUAAGACAGAGUUUCUCCUCGCAAUAUUGAUAUAAUAUCAAGGAACAAGUGAUGAAAAGAAAGAAAAAUAUCAAUUAUGGGAUUAUUAGUUGAUCCAAUACCAAAUUCUCAAAAGCUUGCAUCAUAAGAAUGGUAUGACAGACAGUAAGGAGAAUUACUUAGAAGAUAUUGGGAAUAAUAGAGUUAAAAUUCACGGUCUCGUCCAGCAAAUUGGCUUUCCAUUUUAUGUCAAGCAGCUGAAAAAGUCGUAGAUACAUUAAUUCAAAAGACCAAACGUCUCAUAAAAUCUUCAAGAUUUAUAUCAUUCAAUGGUUAUGAAAUGUUCGCCGUGUAAAAGGCCAUAAUUUGCCUGUGUGUAAACAAUAGACUUUCCUCGUAUUAUUCCAUUCGUCGAAGAUUUGUCCAAGGACUUUUUCAGCAUCCUGUAAUAGACACUUAAGCAUAUUAUUUACACUAGCACUAACAACUUAAUGCAAUAAUGUUGGUUGAGCUGUGUUUGUAGACAUACACUGUGAACACACCCAUAAGUCGUACUGAAGUAUUUACAAAUCGUAGAGCAACCAAUUUGAGAAGUUUGGACCAGAAAAAAAGAUUAAAGAAAAUUUCCCCAUGCACAUAAACAACUGUUUAGUGAAGCGCGCUCUGUAAAACAUUCAAAAUGCUCUCUAUAACAAAUGGUUUCUUUUGUGUCAUUUCUCUAAUUCACCAUGAAAAUUUAAGGCAGGAAUGUUACUGAAUUGUAAUUGUAUUUGAUAUAUUUGCCGUAGCUUUCAACAUUCAGGGCAGAAAAUGUUUAUUCUGCUGAAAAGAACAUAUUGCAAAUAUUUCAGAAUGGGCUCUGUAUGUUUUCUCUAAUCCUUUCAACAAACAGCUAAGCUAAUUCUUAUUUCACAUGGGCAGUUUUUGUUUGAACGUGUUGUUUAAAGACACUCACAUUAUUAGUAAUGUUGUAAAACCUACUACUUACUCAAUGUGCCUCAAAGCUAUAAAAGAGACAAGACAGCAGAUCACGGCACUCAACUUUACCAGAAGUUUACUUGGAUCUGAGAAUUUCUAUAAAUUGUUUCACUGAAGUCAUGAAGAUUCUCAUCAUUUUGAGUUUUUGCGCUACAGCUGCUUUGGUAAGCUCACAGCAACUUGCAAAAAUAAUUAGGUUAAUUUCCUUAACCCGUUACCUCUCAAGAUCCGUUGUCAAUUUUCCUCUCUAGCUGCUCUACAUUUCCUUGAAAAUUAUUAACGAGAAUUUGGUGCUACAUGUAGACCAAGAUAACAACUUCUGCCUGAUAAGUUUGAGAAUUCUCAUUACCUGUUUGCGGGAUAAUGUAAAGAUAUUAUAGGGAGAAGUUACAUGUUAAUCACCUCUGGGAUUUUCAAUACAUAUUUCCAGUAAGGGGAAUGUACUCUCUCUCCUAAAGCGGGAGAGGUUUUGAAACAAUUCUGUUGGAGGCGUCACAGCAGUUACUUUUUUUGUGUUAUUAGAAGUAAAUGUUUUAUUUCUUUUUUCUGAUGUGUCCAAAAUUUCGAUUUCCUCCCCUUGGAUACAUGCCAUGUAUGCGCGAGAAAUGAGAAAGAGAGAUUUCUGUGAUAACAUAGCCCUAGAAGUUGGUACGUACAAGGCAGUCUUUCAUGAAAUCAUGUUUAACUGAAUGGUUUGCUUUUGUUCUUUACCUCUAGGGAUGCGGUAAUCUUCCCAAAUUGGCGGCUUGCAACAUUGCAGCGGUAGGUGACUGAAUGGUACUACAGGCUUUUCAGAUUGUUUGGGUGGUUGAAAGUAUCAGAGAAGAAUAAAAAUUUGUACUAUAAUGAAAAAAAGACAGUCUUGGCAUGAAGAGGAUGUCACGAGAAGGCGUGGAGGAAAAAACGCUUCAAAGGACUAACAGAUUACACAAAAUAACAAACACAAAAUUUAUGUGUAUACAUGAGAAAGCAUGGACUGGAUAUGAUAAGCUGAAUUAUACACACGUUUUGAUUGGUUUUUGCCCACAGAUGUAUAGCAUUUUGCUUUUUUAUCUUAUAAAACAAAUUCAUUCCAUGUUGCCAUGGGUCUGUUCAGUAAUAGAUCACAGUUGACGUUAAAAUGUGUUUUUUUGUUAUUUCAGGGCGGAGGAGACUGUAGCUGCCAAGCCGGUUUGUCCUGUAUGUUAACUAAGAACAUGAUCUACAAUGGACAGGUUAUUCCUGUGAAACAGUGCAUGCCAGAAGGAAUGGACAUUGAGGUGGAAGAGGUUGAUCUGGAUAAUCAGUCUGCAGACGAACCCAUGAGGACAAAACGAUUUCUAUUCAACGUAAGAAUUUUUAAUCAACCCUUUCUUUUUGCACCAAGGGACCGAAAUUCUAGGAAGCGGGAGGGGGGGGGGAGGAAGAGAAGCUUGAGGGGGGGGGGGUGAGAUGUCUCCCAAAUUUACAUAAAAAUGAGAUGCAAUUUCUACAAAAAUGCCCCGCGUCUGCAUAAAAGCCUGAACCACCAGCAUCGUUUAAGCACCCAUCCCUUCCUUGGUCACGAUACCGCUGUCCCUAAAAUACUUCAAAUUAGUUUAAGAGACUUGAAAAUUCUUUAUAAGAAUGGGCCCUACUCCAAAGGUUAUUUUCCACUCACGUAUUCUUCUUUCCCACAAUUUGACACACGAAAUUUUAUCUUCUUUCCAACAAGUAUCUCUCGUUUUCCUUUGAUGUUUCUAUGGAGAUCGAAUUGGGACUGCGAAGGUUGUCCGCGCGAGGCCAAAUUUCUCAGACCGAAACAAAUUUUUAUUCACGCCAUGUUGCUUUUUUAUAGCGUUGCAGCUCCGAGGCUGAAUGUCAGGAUAACUACUGCUGUGCCUUUGGCAAACGUUGUGCUCCGAAACUUGGGGAGUUCUUCACUUGCUAUCUUGUGGUUAGUAACAAUAUUUUCUAUAUAAAUAAGUCUGUGAUUUUCGUGGGGGUGAGUGGUUGGAAAGAUAAGUAUUUUCGUUUGCCUCACGAUAUAGAAUCUUCUUUGUUUGGUUUUAGUGACAGGGUUAAUGUAUUGUUAAUAAAAACCAGUGUUAUAAUAACGUAAGUCACAAUAGUUUUACCAUGUUAGUGAUUGUGUUGUGAAGAUGUUGGUCACAGUAUUGGCACAGUAUAUUGAGGGUAUCAAUGGGAUGAUGGCUACUACAUUUAACGGUUAAAAUUUUGGCUGUUGUACGGCUAACGGUUAACUUCCUUCGUUUUUGAUUAAAAGAUAAAUUUUUCCGGUUAACUUUUUUUACGGCUAACGGUUAAAAUUUGUCAAAGUUGGUGCCUAACGGCUAAAUAUUUAGGCCAUUUUAAGGCUAACGAUAACCCCAUGGAGACCUUCUAUAUUGACGAAAGUAGUUCACAAGCAAGCCUGAAGUACAACUUAGCUUAAUAUGGCGUUUUCUGUAGCUCAAUAGGUAGACCAAAUUGGCUCAAUUUACCGAGGGGAACCUCAACAAUUUUUUUUUGUCUUGUGACGAAACAAAUAACAUCUAGUCUUUGGAUCUUUCUUUAUAAUUUCACUAUCUGUAUGUGCUUCUCAUUUUCAUUGUUUGUCUUUUUCUUUUUUAACCUUAGCAAAAGCACAAUUGCGGAUGCGGUAACGGGAUGACCUGCAAAGUAACAACCACGAUCCGAUUACCUUUCGGGAUCAAGAUCCCUAUCAAACAGUGCGUGAAGCCCGAGUAAGCCUUUGAGCAAAAGUGUUACAUCAAAGUUACAGAAAAAGUAGUUUUUAUUUAGUAUGUUAAAUUCUGUAACAUCAAACGAAGGAAUAAAAGUUCAUUGAAAACCUC